AUGACAACUGUAGUCAGUGUGAAGUUGAGAUUGUUAUACAAAGUGAAGAGUUUAGCGAUGGAGCAAUUACAUGGUGGGUUUGCUGAAAUGAUAAAGUCCACAAAUCCUGAGUCUUAUGCUCUGGUUACAUGGACUAACAGUUUGCAAUUUAAGGCCUGUUUCAUAUCUUUUGCAGCUCAAGUGAGAGGAUUCUUAGGUGGUUGUAGACCUAUCAUAGGAAUAGAUGGUGCACAUUUAAGUGGGUAUUACAAAGGGGUUAUGCUCACUGCAGUUGCAAUAGAUGGGAAUAAUGAGAUCUUUGUGUUAGCCUAUGGGAUUGUUGACACAGAGAACAUAGAAUCCCGGACUUAUUUUUUCAGAAACUUGAGGUGCUUGUUUGCUCAGUAUGAAUCUCAGAAAGAUGACUGGACUUUUAUUAGUGACCGGAUGAGGGUUACAGGAUGGAGUGGGGCAGCAUUUCAUAAGAUGUUUUGGAUUGCGGCAAAUGUCUACAAUGAGUACGUUUUUGAAAAAGCUAUGUCCAAGAUAAAAGAGUUUGAUGCAGCAGCAUAUGACUAUCUCAAAAAUGUAGAAGAGCAGUGGAGUGUGCACAUGCUUGACAGGACAGUUUUUUGUGAUCAUAACACAACAAACUUCGUAGAGUCAUUCAAUGCAAUAACAAAGGUCAACAGGGACAUGCCUGUGUUGACAUUGCUGGAAGAUGUCAGGAAUUGGUGCAUGAAAAGGAUGGGUUCCAGGUUCGAUAAAGCAGUAAGCAUGGAACCUAAUGAUCUAACAGAGCAUGCAAAGGGGGUGCUGGCGACUAGGACUGAUGAUUCUAGGUUCUGCCAUGUCACUACAGCUGGUGGUGGAGAGUUUGAGGUCGGGGAUGGCCAUGUCAAGUUCCUUGUCACCCUUGGAAAUAUGACUUGUGGGUGUGGGAAAUGGCAAGGAUUAGGGAUCCCUUGCAAGCAUGGGCUAAGGGGUCAUUUACAACCAGAGACAUGA
This is a messenger RNA of Amaranthus tricolor (Joseph's coat), 987 nucleotides long. RefSeq lists its product as uncharacterized. The transcript has 3 exons. The record is from RefSeq and is a predicted model, not a curated record. Bases 1 to 987 code for a protein of 328 amino acids. NCBI's taxonomy places the organism in Eukaryota, Viridiplantae, Streptophyta, Magnoliopsida, Caryophyllales, Amaranthaceae. Gene Ontology annotation, molecular function: zinc ion binding.